Molecule: messenger RNA, 3827 nt
Organism: Octopus bimaculoides (California two-spot octopus)
Lineage: Eukaryota; Metazoa; Mollusca; Cephalopoda; Octopoda; Octopodidae
Source: RefSeq, a predicted model, not a curated record
AGUUCUCGGGGAUAUUCAGCGUGAACACAGUGUGACAAGGCUGGCCCUUUGAAUUACAGACACAACAGAAACAGGAAGUAAGAGUGAGAGAAAGUUGUGGUGAAAGAGUACAGCAGGGUUCGCCACCAUCCCCUGCCGGAGCCUCGUGGAGCUUUAGGUGUUUUCGCUCAAUAAACACUCACAGUGCCCGGUCUGGGAAUCGAAACCGCGAAUCCGCUGCCCUAACCACUGGGCCAUUGCGCCUCCACCGUUCCUAUAUAACAUGGAAGUCAAAGAAGACACGGAAAGAAAUAGUGAAGAUUAAUCUCUGGAGACUGAACUCCACGACGAAAAUGAUAAGGCAUUGAAUUCGACCAACAUACGUAAACAAAGAAAAACGGACGUGAACAUGAGGGCGGGGUGGUGGAGAUCGGAUGGAUAACAUCUCUGGUUAUCUUCCGAUCAUCAUAUUCAUAUUAAGUCUCUAUAUAUUUCUUUACCAUUUCAUCAUUAUUCUUUUCAUCUAUUUCUCACUUUCUCUCCUAUUUAUAUAUUUUGUAUCGAAACUGCGGCGAAAGAUAUGAAAUUUGCUUCGUUGCAUAGUUUUGACAAGAUUCGAAUUUUUCAUAGCUUGGUGAAAGAUACAACCCGCUAUAUUCACUGUUUACACCUGUGAAAGAUAUCAAAUAAGAGUGGCAUAAAUGGUAACAGCUGAUGGAAAUAUCAUCAUCAUCAUCGUUUAACGUCCGCUUUCCAUGCUAGCAUGGGUUGGACGAUUUGACUGAGGACUGGUGAAACCGGAUGGCAACACCAGGCUCCAGUCUGAUUUGGCAGAGUUUCUACAGCUGGAUGCCAAAUAUUUGUUAUAUAUAAAAAAGAAGAAAAUCCUGAAUAUAUAUAUAUAUAUAGAGAGAGAGAGGUUACAGAAGAUUAUGGAAAAUGAAUUAUGUGAGGACCAGAUUGACUGUACAAUAGAGUCCAAAAAAUUUGAUUUUCCUGACGUGCUGAGAGAGAAAAGAAAAACAUUAUACCACUGUGAUGUCUGUAAAAAGCCAUUCUCUCAAAAAAGUAACUUAACAACUCACAAACGUAUUCACACAGGUGAAAGGCCAUAUGGCUGUGAUGUCUGCAGUAAAUCAUUCUCAGGAAAAGGUGAUUUAAUUAAACACAAAUACAUUCAUACAGGAGAGAAACCCUAUCACUGUGAUAUCUGUGGUAAGUCAUUUGCUCAAAGUGGUGGCUUAACUAAACAUAAACGCACUCAUACAGGAGAAAAACCAUAUCACUGUGAUGUAUGUGACAAGUCAUUCACUCAAAAGAAUUACUUGGCUACUCACAAAUAUAUUCACACAGGGGAGAAGCCAUAUCAUUGUGAUAUCUGUGGAAAAUCGUUUUCUGGAAGUUAUAGAUUAACUCAACACAAGUAUAUUCAUACAGGAGAAAAGACCUAUCACUGUCAUAUCUGUGGGAAAUCAUUUUUCGUAAGUGGUCACUUAACUACACAUGUACGCACUCACACAGGAGAGAAACCAUAUCACUGUGAUAUCUGUAGUAAAUCUUUUGCUUUAAAAUCAAACUUAACUGCUCACAAAUACAUUCAUACAGGAGAGCAGCCAUAUCACUGUAAAAUAUGCGGUAAAGCAUUUUCUCAAAGAAGUAACUUAACUACUCAUAAAAAUAUACAUACAGGAGAGAAACCAUAUCAAUGUGAUGUUUGUGGCAAAUCAUUCUCUAGAAGUUAUGACAUAAUUAAGCACAAACGCAUUCAUUCAGGACAGAAACUAUAUCGUUGUGAUAUAUGUGAUAAAACAUUCUAUGAAAAAGGUCAUUUAAUUACUCACAGACGCAUUCAUACAGGGGAGAAACCAUAUCACUGUGACAUCUGUGGUAAAUCAUUCACUGAAACUGGUCACUUAACUACACACAAACGUAUUCAUACAGGAGAGAAGCCAUAUCACUGUGAUGUCUGUGAUAAAUCAUUCUCUCAAAUAUCUAGCUUCAUUCGACACAAACCCAUUCAUACAGGAGAGAUCCCGUAUCACUGUGAUAUCUGUGGUAAAUCAUUUUCUCGAAAUGAUCACUUGACUAGACACAAACGCAUUCAUUCAAGAGAGAAGCCAUGCUAUUGAUAUAUGUGGUACAUCAUUCUUUAAUCAAGUUCACUACAUUUACAUGUAUUGAUACAUAAGCUUAAUCAUAUCAUUGGCAUUCUAUAAAAAGAUUCUUAACAACAAAUGUUCUCAUUCAGGAAAGAAGAUAUAACAGUGUAAUAACAAUGUUCCAAAGUAUAUUUUAUAUGACCACAACUGUACAUUGCUGAGAUAACUUACAAUUAUGAUAUUUUUAAUAAAAUGAUUCCUUCAAAAAACUCAAAGGAGAAAUGAUUCCAAUGAUUCAUUUUGACACUGGGUAAACAAAGAAUGUCUUUUCAGAAGUCAAGGCUGAUCUCCUUCUACAGUUAUGCUAUGAAUAAAUGCACAAAUCAUAAAAGAAAAUAUUUUCUUAUAACAUGGUAGGGUAUCAUAUUUAUAUUCUGUAUCUAAUAUACAUUAGGGUUUAAAUUUUUAUUAUGUAUUUAUCCCAUCAAUGGAAUGAUUUUGUUGUUGGUAAAAAUUAUAUAAUUUUAUUAAAUUUUUUUGCUUUGAUACCUCAUCACAACCAUCUUAUCUUCCCAAUUCUAUUAUCAUGUUGGGUAACCAUGUAUCUUCUCUAUAGCUAAACAUCUGCACUUGUCUAUCUAUCACCUCAGAUAAAGCUAUCUUCCUGUCUCAGAUACUUCUCUCUCCACACUUAAUAGAUGUAUUAAAUUACAAGCAAGCAUGCAUGCAAGCAACCAAAGAGUUUUAGUGGUAUAUAGAUAGAUAUAUAAAUACUUUUGUGUAUGUGUGAGAGAGAGAGAGAUGAAAAACUAAGCACAAAAAAGACAGGUUAAAAGGACAUGAAUACAAUCUCUCUUCAUUUGCUGUUAGUUGAAGGUUGCAAUUUCAGCACAUUUAACAACAGAAUUGCUUGCUUCAGUGUGCCAGUAGAUACAUGGAAAAUGUUACAAGGGAAUGGUGCAAUGAAGACAAGGUGAUAAAAAGCACUAGGACAACAGGAUGUGAGGUUUUGUAUCUACACUAUUGUGAGACAAGAUGACAAUUUAUGAAAAAUUUGGUACUAUAAAUAUUUAAACCACUUUUGAGGAUUGUAUGUCACCAUUAUCUCUUUCCAUUUUGGACUGCUUGUUACAUCAAAAUAUUAAUCUUUGAAGGUAAAAAUUGUAUUAAAUAUCAUUUACUCUUUUGAUUCCAAUCCACCUGAGAAAACCACCCCUGCUUCUAUGAUUGAAAUUUUCUAUUCUAAAGUGAUCUAAAUCAAAACCUUCUAUCAAAAUUUCAUUUUAAUAUAUGUUCUGAACACCAAAAUGAUAAUGACAAAAUUAUUUUACUACAUUCUUCAUACUCCUGGUACUCUUGUAGUUUCCUCAUUAUAAAGGGCAUCAAUACUUCUCUCAGACAUUUGACUGAGCUUCAUUCAUCUACAUUAAUUCUCAUUCAAAUCAAGCAAGCUUCAAUUUUUCCUGUAAUUUUCAUAGCCUGAUUCAGCAGUUUGACAUAUCUGGUAUUACCUUUUUUUCUGUUGCAGCUGGAUAUGACACCUUCCUGAACUACGUGACUGAUCAUAUUAAAUUAUCAAAUAAGAUGAAUUAAAACUGACUUACGAAGAAUACUUUUCUAUUUAAAUUUGCUAUUUUUUUGAAAACUUUUGCUACUUUUGAUGUUAUUGAUCUGGCAAGCUUGACCUUACAAGCAAGUGCUGUGGAUCUGGGACUCAGAGUUAAUAAAAAAGAACCUUGUCGCACAAAC